UCCCGCCCGUAGUGACCUCAUGGCAGUCGGCGCCAAAUGUAUUCAAUGUCCGGUUCUACGAACGCAGUGUCAGUCUGGAGGAGGCAGUUGUAAGCACGGCACUUGUGGACAUGGCGGUUGUUGACACGGCUCUUCACUGUCACGACGUCGGCCAUGUCGCUCAUUAUUCUACUUAUGAGCCCCAGUCCAGCUAACUUGCGAGCUAUUAGCAUUCAGGCUAGGUAGCUGCUAGCUAGUGAGCGGUUAGCUCCUCUGCGGACCGCAAGCUGAAUGUCAGACCGCUGAGGGCCACUCUGAGAUGGAAGGCAGCCAUGAGCAGGAGUCGCCGGAAGCACCGAAGUUACCCCUGGAGAUCCUAGUGUACGUGCUGGGCUUUCUGCCGACUUCAGACAGGAAGGAAGCCUCACUCGUCUGCCGCAGCUGGUACUUUGCCAGCCAGGACUCCUGCUUUCAGAAAAAUGUCAUGUUUUGCUUUCCGGCUUCAGCCGCAUCCCUGGAGCUGGUCAGGGGUCUGGGGCAAAGGUCUCGCUGCAGCCUGGUCAUCAGCCAGCUGGAUGGAUUCAGCUUGUCCAAAUCUCUGCUGAUUGAGGUGGGUUUAUGUCUUGGCUCCAGGUUGGACAGUCUAGCACUGCCUGGCAGCAGUGUGUCUGAGGCCUCCCUGCUGGCCCUCCUCCCUCGCCUCACCUCCCUCCGCAGGCUCGACCUGAGAGGGCUGGACAGUCUCUUUAUGUCUGGAGCUUUCCUCUCCAGGGAGGAACACAGACUGCAGGUCAGAUCGGCCUUAUCUGGGCUAGAAGAACUGGAUCUUUCCGACCUGCGCUACCUCUCUGACCUCACCUUCAACCGACUCACAGGAUGCACGCCUCGGCUCCGCCGCCUCUCCUUGGCUGGCUGUCAUAUUGCUUUUGAGUUUGACCCAUACCGCGGAUGCCCGGUGGGAACUGUGGAGGUUUCCUCAGCACUGCUCUCGCUGAGGAAUGUGCGGAAGUUGCUGAUGAAGCAGAACACCACCAUUGUCGCCCUGGACCUCAGCAGGACCGCCAUCACCCCUGAGUCACUUCGCACAAUUGCCCAGGUUGAAGGUCUGGCCUUAGAGGAGCUGUGUCUGCAAAGCUGCAAGGAGCUGACAGACUAUUCAGUGGAGGUGCUGCUGAAGCACCAACCCAGCCUCCAGAGAUUGGACAUCAGCGGCUGCACUGAGCUGACCAGCAGGAGCGUAGUCGCCAUCGCACGAGGCCUGAGCUCGCUGACGCACUUAUCUCUGUCACGUGCCUGGAGGAUCACUGAAACAGGCCUGGCUGACCUGCUGUCUGUGUCUUCCCUGAAGAGUGUGGAUCUCUCCGAGUGUCUUAACAUCGGGGGCACAGAGAUGGUGAAGGGUUUGUCUCGCUGUGAUGCUGAGCGAGCACAGCUAGAGACUCUCCACCUCAGGAGCUGCGCUUACGUCCGGGACGAGGCUGUUUUGGCCCUCACGCAGCUUGUAGGCAGCACUUUACUUCAGCUGGACCUGACCGCCUGUGUCAAUGUGACCGAUCUGUCGGUGCGUGCCAUCGCCUCCUACCUGCAGGGCCUGGUAGUGCUCCGCCUGGGUGGGUGCAAGGAGGUGACUGACUGGGGUCUGCUGGGCAUAGUGGAGAACAGGACGUGUGAACUGGAUGAAGAGAAGGAGGACCACGGCCCCAGGUUCACGCGCACCUUUGGAAACAUGGGUUUUUUCAAGCCCCCCCACUUGCCUUUUGAGGAUCGUCCCAAGCUGGUGACCCAGGACCACCUGGAGCACUUCAAACAGGAGGCGGGAGCCUCGCUUUUAGCUCUUUCCAGGCUGCGGGAGCUCAACCUGUCCGCCUGCUGCAAGCUGACCGACAGCAGCGUCGCUCAGGUGGUGCGCUACCCGGACCUCCAACAUCUGUCGCUGUCCAUGCUGCCUGAGGUCACAGACGCCAGUUUGUGGGCCGUGGCUCGCCACUGCCGCAGCCUCACCAGCCUGGACCUCAGCCACUGUGCCCUCAUUAGUGAGCUGGGCUUGGCACAGGCGCUCCCACACCUGUGCAGACUGCAACACCUCUGCCUCGCCGCUUGCAACAUCACUGACAAGUCUCUGUUCCUGCUGGCUCAGCACUGCAAGAGACUGAAAACUUUGGACGUGUCAAAGUGCAGCCGGGUCUCAGCGACCAUGGUGGACCGUCUUCACUCUCAGAUGCCCUUUUUGGAGACUGUCCAAUACAGACUACAUAACGGCACCGACUUCACGCUCUGAUUGGACAUUCAGCUCCAAAAUAUAUAUAUAUAUAUAUAUAUAUAUAUAUAUACAUAUAUAUAUAUAUAUAUAUAUAUAUAUAUAUAUAUAUUAGGGGUGUAAUUGUACACAAAAUCGGUACGUACCUCGGCUCAGAGGUCACGGUUCGGUUCAUUUUCGGUACAGUAAGAAAAUAACAAAAUAUUAAUUUUGGGGUUAUUUAUUUAACAAAUAUGCUAUAUCUUCCACCAAAAAUAUUUUUCUUAGUGGUGAAGUAAUCGGAAACUUGGAUCAGUCAAAAAACAUAACAUUGAUUUUGAUUCAAUUUUAUGUUUUAAACUGACAGUUUGAAAGAAAAAAAACAGUUUUGUUUUAUUAGUCAACGUUGCAACUUUUUCUGAAUUACAUUUAGCCUUUAAGCUUUUUAUUUCACUUUUGUUUUUGUUUAUUUUAAUAGUAUUUUUAGAAUGGGCCGUGGGCCUUUUAAAACAUUAGCUUUGGGCCGCAAAUGGCUUCUGGGGCACACUUUUCACACCCCUGCUAUAGAUAAUGAAAAAUAAAAUCUAAUAAAUCUAUGGGUAAAAAGCAGAGCUUGGCGACGCAGGCGCGUUUAUCAUAAGUCUCUCGCUCUCUCCAUCGCUGCCCCUCCCUCACCAAUGUUGCUGCGCACACAACUUUUUUUAUGUUUUUAACCCCUUCUUAACCCUGAACGUACAUUGAAAAUACACGCAACCCUAACUUAAAAUGACGGACAUUUGAGGCAUUUAAGAAACUCCACCCGGACAGCCCCGCAAAAGAGGACAUAUCCGGUGUAAAGAGGAGGUGUGGUCAGUCUAUCUAGCCUGGUCACUGCUAGCAUGCCGUUUUUUUUUUUUUUUUGUUUGGUUGGAACUUUUAUUAGUAGAUUGCACAGUACAGUACAUAUUCUGUACAAUUGACCACUAACUGGUAACACCCGAAUGAGUUCAACUUGUUUAUGUCGGGGUCCACGUAAAUCAAUUCAUGGUGCCUCGGUGUGCAUUGUUUACACAACGUGCGGUGCGCUACUUAAUAUGUACAUGUGGAACUCGUACGGUACACCUCCGAAUCGAACCGGAACCCCCAUACCAAAAUGGUUCAAUACAAAUACACGUACCGUUACACCCCUAAUAUAAAUAUUCCACUAAUCAACCCUGAUAAGGCACACUGUUAAGUGAAAAACAUUUCAAGUGACUACCUCUUGAAGCUCAUGGAGAGAAUGCCAAGAGUGUGCAAUGCAGUCAUCAGCAUAAAGGGUGGCUAUUUUGAAGACACUAGAAUAUAAAACAGGACUACUUAGAGAUAGGGUGAGAAGCUCUGCCAUCCGGGAGGAGCUCAACGUAAAGCCGCUGCUCCUCCACAUCGAGAGGAGCCAGAUGAAGUGGUUCGGGCAUCUGGUCAGGAUGCCACCCGAACGCCUCCCUAGGGAUGUGUUUAGGGCACGUCCAACCGGUAGGAGGCCACGGGGAAGACCCAGGACAAGUUGGGAAGACUAUGUCUCCCGGCUGGCCUGGGAACGCCUCGGGAUCCCCCGGGAAGAGCUAGACCAAGUGGCUGGAGAUAGGGAAGUCUGGGCUUCCCUGCUUAGGCUGCUGCCCCCGUGACCCGACCUCAGAUAAGCGGAAGAUGAUGGAUGGAUGGAUGGAUAGAAUAUAAAACAUGUUCUGAUAUUUCACCUUUUUUUUUUUGUUAAGUACAUAACUCCACAUGUGUUCAUUCAUAGUUUGGAUGCCUUCGGUGACAAUCUACAAUGUAAAUAGUCAUGAAAAUAAAUAUUGAAUUAGGUGUGUCUAAACUUUUAGCCUGAACUGUGUGUAUGCAUGUGUAUAUGUGUGUGUGUGUGUGUAUAUAUAUAUAGAUAUUAUAUCUAUAUAUAUAUAUAUAUAUAUAUAUAGAAAUAUCUAUAUAUAGAUAUAUCUAUAUAUAGAUAUAUAUUAUAUCUAUAUAUAGAUAUCUAUAUAUAUAUAUUAUAUCUAUAUAUAGAUAUAUAUAUACAUAAUAAAUAUAUAGAUAUAUAUAUAUUAUAUAUAUAUAUAUCUAUAUAUAUAUAUAUUGUAUAUAGAUAUAUAUAUCUAUAUAUAUAUAUAUUGUAUGUAUGUAGGACUUCACGGUGGCAGAAGGGUUAGUGCGUCUGCCUCACAAUACAAAGGUCCUGCAGUCUUGGGUUCAAUCGCAGGCUCGGGAUCUUUCUGUGUGGAGUUUGCAUGUUCUCCCCGUGACUGUGUGGGUUCCCUCCGGGUACUCCGGCUUCCUCCCACUUCCAAAGACAUGCACCUGGGGAUAGGUUGAUUGGCAACACUAAAUUGGCCCUAGUGUGUGAAUGUGAGUGUGAAUGUUGUCUGCCUGUUUUGGCCCUGUGAUGAGAUGGCAAUUUGUCCAGGGUGUACGCCGCCUUCCGCCCAAUUGUAGCUGAGAUGGGCACCAGCGACCCCCAAAAAAAGGGAAUAAGCGGUAGAAAAUGUAUGUAUAUGUAUACAUGUAUUUAUGUAUGUAUAUAUAUAUAUAUAUAUGUGUGUGUAUAUGUAUGUAUGUAUAGAUUUAUAUACUGUAUGUAUGUAUAUAUGUAUGUGUGUAUAUGUAUAUAUGUAUAUAUAUCUACAUAUAUAUCAUUAGACAUAUAUACAUAUACAGGUAUGUAUAUAUGUGUGUAUAUGUAAUGCAUAUAUUUAUGUAUACAUAUAGUGUAGAUAUAUUCUAAACAGAAGCAUGGGGUUAUUGAGGGAUAACCAUCAAGCAGGUAUUUCAGUAUCGCCAUUUAAUGCAUUUAUGUUGACGCAAAUUAAGUUUUAUGCAUAUGACAUGAAAUCACAAACAUUUCAAUAUGCUACUGUGUAAAAAUACUGUUUACUGUAAAAAAAUUACAAAUGAAGCUAGACUCCAGUAAAACUAAAGAGACCUGGAAAUUGUACCUGGAUUUAUUUUUGAAAUGUUUUCUUUUUAAGAGAUCUUUGUACAAACACAAAAUAACAUCCAAAGCUCCUGCAUUAUUUGUGAGCAUAAAGAAAUCAAAUGUCCGACACAAUUCGCCAUGACUGAAUGAAAAAUCUGAUAUAAAAUACUUUUUGUAUUUAACUAGUUGGUGUGAACUCCUUUCAUCUUGUAAAGUGUUGGCAUUAACACAUGUUUGGAAGAAUGAGGCAGACAUAUCCAUCAUCAUCUUUCAAAUACAGUACAUCAUUUUUACCAUAACAUCUAGAAGUGAUUUGCACACUGUAUCAUUAUUUUCAAAGUACCGUAAGUCCUAAAAAGGCUGAUUUUAAAGUCCUACUGAAAGCCACUACUAGAGACCACGCAGUCUGAUAGUUUAUAUAUCAAUGAUGAAAUAUUAACAUUGCAACACAUGACAAUACGGCCGCUUUACUUUACUAAAUUGCAAUUUUAAAUUUCCCACGAUGUGUCCUGUUGAAAACGUCACAGAAUGAUGACGCGUGCGCGUGACGUCACUGGUGGUAGCGGACAUGUUCUCCCAGCACCGAUCACAGAUAAAGUAGUCUGUUUUUAUCGCAUAAUUACACAGUAUUCUGGACUCUGUGUUACUGAAUCUUUUGCAAUUUGUUCAAUUAAUAAUGGAGACGUCAAAGAAGAAAGAUGUGGGUGAAAAGCGGUGUAUUGCAGCCUGCUGUAGCAACACAAACAACCGGUGUUUCUUUGUUUGUUGUGAAGCUUUAAUAUGGAACAGAGCGGUCAAGCGAACAUGUUUCUCUACCACAUGUCAACCGGCAGGU
Molecule: messenger RNA, 5979 nt
Organism: Nerophis ophidion (straightnose pipefish)
Lineage: Eukaryota; Metazoa; Chordata; Actinopteri; Syngnathiformes; Syngnathidae
Product: F-box/LRR-repeat protein 14-like
Exons: 12
Coding region: 299-2257 (652 amino acids)
Biological process (GO): SCF-dependent proteasomal ubiquitin-dependent protein catabolic process
Cellular component (GO): SCF ubiquitin ligase complex
Molecular function (GO): protein binding
Source: RefSeq, a predicted model, not a curated record